GGAGAGAGUGGCUCCUUCCUUUCCCUCGCAUAGAGAAGGAGAGUGAGGAGGAGGAGGAGGCAAAGCUGUUCGCUUGCUGCAUGCAUCUAAGGCGAUGAAUCCGGCCCCCUCUUUGGAUCGCAUUGCCUUGGCCUCAUGGUGAGGAGGAAGAAGAGCCCCCCAGGCCCAGAAGACCCCCAUCAUGGGAUGACAGUGAAGCUGGGCGAUAGCAGCAGUAGCACUGAGGAAGGGUCGAGGAAGCCAGGCAAGCGAGCGGGUGAAGAGGGGUCUCUGGAAGAAGAGGAGGAAGGAGAUGAAGGGGCCGGACAGGCGGCAGGAGGAGAGGCAGCCCCCAGCAGCAGCACAAAGGGAGCCGACGACGAAGAGGCCCCCUUUCCAAGCCACACCAAUGGGGAGUCCUCCUUGGCCACCACUGCUUUGCUUCCAGCCCCGUCCUCAACGCAACCGACACAGGACCAGCAUCACUUCCUCAGGUCCAGCGUCAGGCCUCAGAGCAAGAGGUUCAGGAAGGAUUCCCACACACCCUGUGCCCUUGCAGGAGGAGUGGGAGGCCACAGUGCCAGCGGCAUCAACAACAACAACACAGCUGUAACAAGAGGAAAAGGUGGAGAUAAUAGUGGGGCCUCAUCUGGCAACUCUUCGGGAAUCCUCCCCAGCAACCUAGCUGGCAGUUCAAAAUCAGCUGCCAGGAACCUGAGCUCCUCGGCUGGAGAAAAAGAAGAAGGCAAGAAAGUCAGACGUCAGUGGGAAUCCUGGAGUACAGAGGAUAAGAAUACUUUCUUUGAGGGUCUCUAUGAGCAUGGAAAAGACUUUGAAGCCAUUCAGAACAACAUUGCCCUGAAAUAUAAAAAGAAGAGCAAGCCAGCAAGCAUGGUGAAAAACAAGGAGCAGGUUCGCCAUUUCUACUAUCGCACCUGGCACAAAAUUUCCAAAUACAUUGACUUUGAUAAUGUCUUUUCUCAAGGGCUGAAAAAAUCAUCCCUGGAGCUCUAUGGCUUAAUUUGUUAUGGAGAGCUAAGGAAGAAAAUUGGGGGCUGUAUGGAUGACAAAAAUGCAGCUAAACUCAAUGAGCUUAUCCAAGUUGGAGCAACAACUGUGCGCUACAAAGGGAGGAAUCUUCGUAUCAAAGCCCCGAUGUGCAGGGCUCUGAAGAAGCUCUGUGAUCCAGACGGGAUUAGCGAUGAGGAGGAUCAAAAGCCGGUGCGUCUCCCCCUGAAAGUCCCUGUGGAGCUGCAGCCGCGAAAUAAUCAUGCGUGGGCCCGUGUGCAGAGCCUGGCCCAGAACCCACGUCUCAGGAUGAUUGUGGAGCUGCACCGUAAAGUAUCCAGCCUCAUUGAAUUCCUGAAGCAGAAAUGGGCUCUUCACGAAGUCCGCAUUCGUAAAACACUUGCAGAAAGGCAGCUACAAGACUCCAAUAGUUGUGAAGCAAGCGACAACUAUUCAGAAGAGAAGGUGGUGCUCCAUCUCUUUCCAGGCGAGAAUUGCACGCUUACACCCCUCCCUGGAGUUGCCAGGGUUGUACACUCCAAAGCCUUCUGUACGGUGCACUGGCAGGAAUCUGGCAGGUAUAAGCAGAAUGCAAAGGACUCUCAUUUGCUGCCACCUGCUCAGAUUCUAGGCAUCCAGAGCGGUCAAGGGACAGCCAGAGGGCAUGUGAAAUACCCACGGGGGACAGAUGCUAAGGGUGGGACCCGAACGGAGAGCACUACAGAAGCAAGUAGAAACACUCAAUCUGUAUCGGACACUACUGUGAAUCCCGAAGACUGCUCCCUGGAAGCUGGCCUUCUGGAACGAGUGUCCCCAAGUAUCAGUGUUACAAACAGUUUUGAUAAUAAGUCGUCUUCCAGACUUCAAGACCCAGGUCCAAGUCUUGAUAAAUCAGUUCCCCCAGUCCAUUGUGUUGAAGACGGGGAGAUGCCGGCCGUUGCUUUAGCAAGUAGUUUCCCCUCUGAUGGCACGAACUGUGAUUGUGGCACUCUGCCCCCCGACUUAGAAGAACUGUCUCUCCUUGACCCUUUUCCCCGGUACAUGAAAUCUUGCCAGGACCUCAUUGUCCCAGAUAAGUGUCUUUGCACAGACAAAGCAAAUGGGAACGCUGUUGCCUUGCCAAGGACCAGUCCUCCUGGAAAGUUUCUACCUGGUAUCUCGGAGGCUGGCAGCCUUAGUCCCACCCAACCGACAAGAGGCAUGAUGGCCUCGCCUAGCAGUCUGUCCGCAUCUGAAACUCAGGCCUCGAACUGCUGUGGACCACAAGCAGGGAUGGGUGCUAAAGAGCUGCCUGAUUCAGUAACGGAGGACUUGCAGGAGAAGCUUGGCUCCUCUCUCCUGCCGCCGCCAUCAUCUCAGGGACACCUGGUCACCAAGACUCUCAAGGAUGACCCUAGCCGCCUCGCACAGCAGGUCAGAGAAGAGGGCUGGAGCUUACGGACCUCUGAGAGCCUUACCUUGGCUGAAGUCUACCUCAUGAUGGGCAAGCCAAACAAGUUGCAGCUGGAGUACGACUGGCUGGUUGCCCUUGGGCCAGAAACCCAGGAGUCCAGGGAACAGGUGCCCAUCUCCAAAUCUGUCCAGCCUCCAGCCACUUGUCACAAACAAAAGCUCCUCAGUUGCCUCAUAAAACUCAUUUCCACUGAAGUUAAUCCCAAACCGAUUGCUGACAUGAACUCUGUGGCCACCUCCCCCAUCAAACCCACUCAGGAAGAGCACACUCUGACCCCUCCUGGGAAGGUGAUCGCCGUCAGCAUGAGGAGCCCCAGCUGCGCUCGCAACCAGCCUGCCCUUCACAAGAAGACCCUUUCCCCCAGCGCUCCGUCCAGCUCCUCAGGUUUGAGAAAUUCCUCCAGGCCACUCUUGUUGGCUGAUCCUUCAAAUUCGGAAAGUGCCGAUGCAGAUCGGAGCCUCUUUGCUGUUCCAACCACUCUCCCACCCAACAGCCGGCAUGGGAAGCUUUUCUUACAAAGCAAAGAAGCUGAGCUCUCUUUCCGACAGCGCUUGGACACAAUCAGUAUGCAGUCUGAUUUCUUCUUGCCAAAACCAAGGAAAUUACGUAGCAGACAUCUACGGAAGCCACUGGUAGUGCAGAGAACACUGCUUCCAAGGCCAUCAGGAAAUCCCUCGCAGCAUGUCUGUUCCUUCUCCAUCUUAUCCAACUCUUCUGUCACAGGUAGAGGAUCUUUUCGGCCGAUCCAGUCUUCUCUUUCAAAGGUUGCCGUGUCCCGUCCCAUUGUUCCCAAGAUUUUCCCAGCUCAAGCCUCCAACCAUCUGUCCAGUGCUAUUGAUUUAGCAGCCAAAAGUGCUGGAAUUAUCCCUGGCAGUCCUUUGCCUGUCCUUGGUGCUGAAGGCUUGCCAGGCGUUUCUCCGCUGUCUCCAAGUUCAGUGACUGCAAUGGUCGCAGGACAAGAUUCAGCAACGGCACGUCAUCAAAAUGGAAGUCCUAUCACGAACACAGCGGGUUCAAGUAGUGAAUGUCGGGUGCCAUUCCUCGGCCUAGCCCCGCAACCUGAGCAGGAGGCAAUCACCGAUGGCUUUCAGGGAACUCCGGGUCUUUCUCUACCAGAGCUGCCCAAAAUCUCUGCCUCCAAUGGCCUCCCCACUCCAUCUCUUCCCUCAGAAGGGUCUGGUGCCUGCCUUUCUCCUCCCAAUGUCUCUGCACUGCUGGAUAUCUCACUUCCUGGACCGCCUGAAGACGUUUUAUCCCAAGGGGAGCCUGCUUCUCAGAUCAGUGACUCUAUCAUUGAAAUAGCUAUCAGCUCUGGUCAGUAUGGUGAAAAUGUUUCUCUGUCCCCGGCCAAGCUGAAUGGCAGCGACAGCUCGAAAAGUCUUCCGUCCCCGUCUUGCAGCCCUCAACAGAACUGGAUCGCCUCCCCCAGCCAUGACCCACAGUGGUAUCCCAACGAUUCCACUGAUUCCUCCCUGAGUAGCUUAUUUUCAAGCUUUCUUUCCCCAGAGAAGGGGAGAAAAACACUCCCGACCUCUAAUGGUAACACCAGUAGCACCACUCUAUUGGGGCCCAGUCUGCUGGAUGGAAACUCGCGGGAUUCCUUUGCGUCUCGCUCCCUCGCAGAUGUAGCUGAGGUGGAUUCCCAGCUGGCUUGCAUGAUGAAUGAGAACAGCAUUGAUUACAUAUCCCGUUUCAAUGACCUGGCUCAGGAGCUGUCCAUACCGGAGCCUGUCCGCCGAGAGGUCCUCUUUGAUGGAGGCAGCAGCGGUGGCCCUCCAGUCAGUGACCUCUCUCAGUGAGCAUGUAUCUAUAUAUAACCAGCUGGCUGGUAGAAACCUUUGAACUGUCCCACAACGUGGAGAGGAGUGACAUUACAGCUAUGCAGUGAGACUUUGUUGUUGUUCUGGCUUGCGUAUUAUGCCUCGUGAGAAGAUCAGGCAUUGUCUUCAACAGUCCACAGUUCCUGGGAGGUGCAAUAUGCUAGGAACAGCACGAGUGGGAGUGUGGGAAACGACAUGCAAGGCUGGGGACUACCAAGUUUAUCGGACACUGUAAAUAUAUGAGAUGGAACAAUCUGGGCACAAUACCCCACAAGCUACAUUGUUAUACUGUAAGCCAAAAUCCUCAUGAUGAUAACCUACAUUUUAAACUGGAAAGGGAGUGUAGUGGUAUUCUCUAGAUUUUUGUUUCUUUAAAAAAUGCAGUUGUAAUAAACUAGGUUCCCUGUCUCCCAGUUGCCAUGGCUGACAACUCAGUCAAAUAGAUAUUCCCAAUUCAUUCUUCUCUGCUUUUGCCAGAAUUUGUUUUCGCAUGCAUCACAUUCACUGACAUUCCAACAUAACAUGGGGAGCUCAAUGGGAUUUUUUUCCAACAUAAAAAGCAGGCUCAGGAUCUGAGGGCCUUGCACCCAAACCUCUCAUCUCAGUUAGGAUCCCUUUGAAUGUAUUGCCACCCUUUAUGUUUAUGCUUUUCCAGAAAGCAGUCCUCGCUUCAUGAGUUGCCUUCCAUUCCCUUUAAGUGCUAGAAACGUUGUUGAAAGAGGCUCUCACUAUACUCCCAGUUUUAAAUUUGGGAAUAUUGUCCUCUUUCAUCUUUUAGUGCUCACUUCAUUUUAUUUAAGCAUCCUCUUGAAAAUAAAAUCUAUCAGAAGAUGCUGUUCUCUAAUAGUUGAAAAGGAAUGGUUAGCAUGAAUAUGCCCUACAAAUGCAAUAAAGUGGGGAGAGAAUGUAAUUCUAGAAUUUGCUUCCAAGAAAUGCCAAAUCCCCCAAAAUUGAAAAAUGGGUUAUAGGGUAUGACACAUUGUUAGCUCAGAAGAGAAUAUUGUGCACAAAUAAAAACCAUCAGAUGUAUCGAAUCACUACAUUACAAGGUUUGGACAAUUGUAUUUUAUAGCAAAAGAGCGCACAUUCUCAGCACGUUGUUUUCAAUUUGUUCAGAUAGAUUUAGUACCUUUUGGAAGCAAACUUCACAAGGCACUUCCUUUUUCUUUGUAAUUUUAAACUAGAGUUCAUUGCUCCGCUUCAUUGAGAUCAAAGUGAUCUUCAUCAGGUCUUCAUAUGUUUGUCUGCUAGAAUUGAAGUAUGAGGGAACAAACUGAUCUUCGUUAGGUCUUGUAUUUGACUCUUAGAAUUGAAAUACGUGGGCUCAGAUCAAUGAGAAUUCAUUUUGGCACUUCUAUGUUAUCACUUUUCCUUGCACUCUUGUAAAGAGGACUCAUUCCCACAUGACCACACACUUUCUUGAGCAUCCACAAGCAGGACUAUGUUAAAAUGGGUUCUUUCGUUAUUAAUUCUGGAUAAUGUUAGUACUAGCAGGAACUUGGCUUUCCAAACAUGCGCUAUUUCUGAUUAUUCUCUUAUUUGUCUCUCAUUCUUCCUUUCAUGUCUUUGUUUGGAGAUAAAACUUUGGAAUCAUAACCCACAGGAGUUGUGUGAUUUCAACAUAAUAUUUAUGUCAAGAGAACAAGAAACAUAGGCAGCUGUUGUUAUCUCCUUGAUUUCUGGAAGCUAUCUAUUUUUUUGAAAUUUUCCUCAAUACUUCCUUUUCUUAGGAGCAGUCGUUUCGUUGCAUAAUGCAGAAGCCUCUUUUAGGUUUGAACACAAAAUACUUUAAAAGUUGUGUUUUUUUCUGAAAUGGCAGAGUCCCCCAUGCAGCACUGAAGUAAGCUGUAAGUGGCUGAGCUUCCAUAACAAAAUCAUGGGUGGAUUUCUAGAAAUGGCAUAACCAAGAAUCAUGCUUUUCUUCAUGGAUUGUAUUAGUAUGGUUCUCUUUUAUUGUAGUACUUACCUUUUCUCUUAAUUGUUUGAAGUUCCUAAGUUUGUGUAUGAGCCCUGGUCUAGACCUGGAGAGAAUGGCUGUAUUAUCUGCAUACAGCAAGAUGGGGACUUCCCUUUUACCCAAUCUGGGUAAUUGACCUUGUGGGUCCAUCAUGACUUCCUCAAGAUCAUUCAGGAAUAAGUUAAACAGAGUAGGAGCUAAGAUACAGCCCUGCCUUACCCCUCUGGUCACUUGAAUUGGCCCUGAAAUUUGGCCAUGGGCUGCAUCUAACCUGUAAACUACUAUCUCUGUAAAGUUCUUUAAUGAGAAGGAGCAGUCUUUUAUCAGUUAGGUACUUAUCAAAUUUGGCCCAUAGUUUGGGUCUGGAGACUGAAUCAAAUGCAGCUUUUAAAUCCAUUAUGGCCACAAUUGUCUCCCCACCCCCAAGAAUUCUGCCAUGAUUUCUGUCUUGUUUCAGGCCACAGUCUCCCUUCGCAGUCCUUGGUGCUUAUCGAAAUAAUGGCCCAGCACUUCUUAUUGCCCUGAUAGAGCACUUUGUGUGCUUGGGCUCCCUUGUUCUCAAAGAGAAUGUGUUCUGUGUUCAGUGAGGCAUCCUCAAAUGUGUGAAUAUCCUUUCAUAAUAGAACAAUGUUUGAAGUUUUGAUAAGUCGACAGUGGCGGCUCUGAAUGUGCAUUUAGCAAGGCAACUUAAAUGCUUCCAGUGCCAAAACAUGUUUAUCCGACCAGUUUUUUGCAUGGACGAGGCUCUAUUUUCUGAUCAUUGUCUCAAGGCAUUUUAUAGUUGUGUCAUCCAUAUAAGGCCUUCGCUCAACAUAAUGUUUUCUUCAACAUAAUGCCUUGGGUUUAUUUAAGCUUAAUCGUUUAGUAUAGUAUGUUGUUUCUGUCCCUGGUUUUUUUUUAAAAAAUGAGCUCUUCAAUCUGAGUGCUAUUUCACUUCUGUCCCAUGCUUCUGUAUUUCUGAAAGGGUGGAUUUUCACCUUAUGUAUGUCAGGAGUAUUUGCGAAUCUUACAGCUUGAAAUUAGGACCUGCCAUUCCCAUCUCCUUUCCUUGUAAACCAGCACACUUUCCUCGGCCGCAAAGUCAGAAGCGGAAGAGCAAUUUGUCAUCAGUUUUGAGGACAGAAGUAUUACAUACUUUGUUGCUCAAAGAAGACUUGAAGAAUCCAAACAAAAGCAAAAAUUAAUGAGGUUAUUCCCCAACAUUAAAUACUAAAUAUCAACUCUUGUUUGGUUGAAAUUGUUUUUAAACUUGGCCACAAGGCCACACUAAAUGCCUUUUGCCCCAUUUCCGAACUAAUAUUGGGUAGCCACUAAGAUGGGGAUACCUGCCGUUCGUUUAUUCGUGUCUUGUGCUUCAAGACUGUGCACUUAAAACGAGUAAUAAUGUUGGCUUCAAUCAGUGUUUUAUUGUGAUUGCUCUUCAAUCCCAUAUGUGAAGUAUGUGCACUUUGGCUGGUGUUGAAUUUACUGAACCGAUCAGGCAUUUGAGAAGCAACAUGGAUGUCAGUGCCGGGUGGAUCUCUAGAAAUGUACUAUUUCGGCCCCUUCAGACAACUGUGAGUUUAUCGCAAAGUCCAUUUGAGUAAUGACCUGCAGGCAGGGCUUGCUUCUAAGCUUGACUUCCCCUGACUUCUUCACAUUUGCCCGAAACACUGAGAAAAUAAUAUCUUUUCUAUGUUUAGCUGGUUUCCAUUCAUGCAAUUUGUUCCUGGAAAGCCAAAUGCAGUAAUGUUGCUUCAAUAUGAGAUGGUUCACUGAAAAGUGUAUUAUAUUCUCAGUGUAUUUACUUAAGAUUAUACAUAUAAAUUAGGGACUUGCAUUAAAAAAAAUUGUUUACAGGACAGAGGGAGCAUUGGAAGUGUAUUUACUUAAGAUUAUACAUAUAAAUUAGGGACAUGCAUCAAAAAAAAUUGUUUACAGGACAGAGGGAGCAUUGGAGGUGAGCAACUUGUGUUGUUCGCUUAAUGUUGGAGGAAUCCAGACUAGAAUAUAUAUAUAGACUACACUGUAUAUGAAUUGGUCUCUUAAUUCGAAAGAAUCCAUCAGGAGUUUCACAACCACAAUGCGCUUUGGAAUGAAGUGAAAGUAUGUAUUUAUUUAUUUGCUUUAUUUCUAUACCGCAUUUUUUCAGCCCUUGACAGGCGACUCAAUGCGGUUUAUGUAGGAACAAAUUCCCAAAAACUGUACCCCAAAUCUACCCCAAAACGUUCAAUGAGCCUUUUUAUGCUUCCUCCUUUCCAGCCAUCUUAAGCAAUUCCCAGUUAAUUGUAUCUGCCAAGAUCAUCUGUCCUUUGACUUGACAAAGCUUUUGUGGUUUGGCAUUGCAUUUUCUUUUUGGGUUUUUUUGGGCGGGAGGGGGUGCAUUUGCAAACAGAAACACAUACACAUAUGCACAGAAGUAAACGGAUGCAUCUGUAAGUAAAAUACUGCAUUUUCACAUUACCUUUUGAAAACACUUCUCUUGACUCUGUGUUUAUCUGUCAGUGUUGAAUACGUGAAAAUGGCAGCAAAGCACUACAGCACCGAGUUAUCAUUCAUUGCCAAAAUGUGAUAACUGGCUCUAGAGCUUGUGGGUUUAGCAGCAAACUUUGUUGCUGUUUUUUUUUAAAAAAAAUAGAAUAAAAUAAAAUAAAAAUAACAAUAGUUAAGCCAUAUCAUCUAAAAGGGUUUUUUCCUGUAUUGUUUGAGGUGUGAAUUUGUUUUAUACAUAAUAAAUAUAUAGUGUAUGUAUAAAGCAAGAAGCCUGCCCUUAUCUGAUUAUUUUGUUUUGUAUCAUAUUGUAAAUUAUAUUAUUUAUUAUUUACCAGUGUUUGUUUUGCGGGGGAGGAGGAGAAAGGUGUUUGGGUUAUUUAAUAUAAUAUACAAAAAUGCUGUCAAUGCCUCUGUUUUCAAUUACCAAUUCAACCUGUAAAAUUGAAUUGUAAAAUUGUUUCUAUGAUUGUGCAUAAAUACAUACUAAUCCUUGGUCUAA
This is a messenger RNA of Anolis sagrei ordinatus, 9188 nucleotides long. It is a transcript of the gene CRAMP1, whose product is annotated as cramped chromatin regulator homolog 1. NCBI's taxonomy places the organism in Eukaryota, Metazoa, Chordata, Lepidosauria, Squamata, Anolidae. Gene Ontology annotation, molecular function: chromatin binding. Gene Ontology annotation, biological process: pattern specification process. Gene Ontology annotation, cellular component: nucleus. The record is from RefSeq and is a predicted model, not a curated record.